GGGCCGCCUUGAGUAGGAGUUAAAGGUGGGAUGACAUCGCCCUGCGUGCGUGCAAGACCUAAUUCGGAGCUGACCACCCAACCCGCCAGACUGCGGGUCCGCGCCUUUGCUGGGAGUGAGCCGGAGUUUCGAACGGCUCCAGGCUCUAUUCAUUGAGCCACUUAACUACUUCAUCUGAAAUGCGGAGAUAAUUCAAGAAGAGGAAGAAAGAAAUGUCAGCAAUGGAAAAGAAAUUACUAGUGAUUGAUGUGGAUGCUGGUGUAGAUGAUGCUGUUGCCUUAAUGAUGGCUCUGGGAGCACCUAAUGUUGAAGUUCUAGGGAUCACUUGCUGUUUUGGGAACACUUCAGUGGAUAAUGUGUGUAAAAAUGUCCUUCGGGUGUUACAGAAGUGUAACAGCUUACAGAUUCCAGUUUAUAAAGGUGCUUCUUCCCCCUUCCUUAACAAUCUGAAAAGUGACAAUUAUUUUGGAAAAGAUGGAUUGGGUGAUAUUCCUGACCCAGAUGCUCCAGGACUGGACAAACUUCAACAAGAACAUGCAGUGCCUGCAAUGAUCAGAAUGAUUAAUCAACUACCUGGCCAGGUAACUUUGGUUGCCACUGCUCCUUUGACCAACCUAGCUCUAGCUGUGAAAAUGGACCCAAGUCUUCCUAUGAAAAUUAAAAAUCUGUUCAUGAUGGGAGGAAAUAUGAAUUCCAGAGGAAAUAUAGAUGCAUGUUCAGAAUUCAAUUUUGCAGCAGAUCCUGAAGCAGCUUACACCGUCUUAAAUGAAUAUAUUUGCCCCACUUACAUUGCAACUUGGGAAUUUGUGUGCAUGUAUACAUUGCCUUGGGAAUUUUAUGAGCAAUGGACUUCACAGAAUAGUAAAAAGGCUAAGUUUUUGAGAGAAAUCAAUGCUUAUACUGCGGCCAAUUUGAAGAAACAUGUCCAGAAAUCCACCAUACUAUUCUGGACACCAGGCUAUAUACCUUCUGAUUGCUUUGCCAUAGCAGCUGCAAUUGAUAAGAAUUUUAUCACCAAAACAAUAGUCUGUGCUGUGUCUGUGGAACUGGCUGGCUUCCACACGCGAGGAAUGAUGGUUUUAGAUGUUGAUAAUAAGCUUCAGAAGAAAAACCAAGUUUCAAUCAUGAUGGAGUGCAAUGUAGAAAAAUUCAAGACACUUCUGAUAAAUAGUUUGAAAUAAUUAUAUCUUUAAUGAAAGGUAAUGAUGAACACAAGAUAAGCCUGUUGUAUUCUGGGUGAAUACCUCAAAAAUAUUGCAUCCAUUUUGGGGAAAUAUGUAGGGGAAGUGGGGUUAAAGGGUAUAUUUUUAUUUCAAUAUUUUUCUUUUGGUUUGUGUUACAUCCUGAGAGAUUAUCUAUGAAAAUUUUUUUCCUAAUUUUUUGCAGUCCUUCUAUUCUUGUCUACAUAGGUUUUUUUUAUAUACAGAAUUUAAUUUAAAAUAAUUACCAUGAGAUUUAAAUUGGUUUUUGUUGUUGUUGCUUCUAAUAUAUCCUUCUUAAACUGGGAGCUCUGAAGCUUGGAUAUGAUAUUCCCAUAAAUUUUCUUCCUAUGAUCUUGUUCAGGUGGUGAUCAGUAGUUUUCCUAUCUUAGAUUUGGCUUCUUGUUUUAGAACUUGACAACAAUUUUCCUUGAUAGUUUCUUUUGUAAUAGUGUAUUGGUUAUUUUUUUUAAAACGGAUUUUUCAGGUAAUCUAUUCUGAUUUUAUUUCUCCUCAAUGUAUGCUCCAGAUCAGUUGUUUUUCUAAUAAAAUGUUUCUCUUUGUUUUCUA
Messenger RNA from Antechinus flavipes (yellow-footed antechinus), 1769 nucleotides. RefSeq names its product inosine-uridine preferring nucleoside hydrolase-like. Lineage: Eukaryota; Metazoa; Chordata; Mammalia; Dasyuromorphia; Dasyuridae. Gene Ontology annotation, molecular function: hydrolase activity, hydrolyzing N-glycosyl compounds. Bases 213 to 1181 code for a protein of 322 amino acids. The transcript is spliced from 7 exons. The record is from RefSeq and is a predicted model, not a curated record.